This is a messenger RNA of Toxorhynchites rutilus septentrionalis, 4515 nucleotides long. RefSeq lists its product as uncharacterized. The record is from RefSeq and is a predicted model, not a curated record. The transcript is spliced from 3 exons. Gene Ontology annotation, molecular function: aspartic-type endopeptidase activity; nucleic acid binding. Bases 1 to 4515 code for a protein of 1504 amino acids. Gene Ontology annotation, biological process: DNA integration; proteolysis. NCBI's taxonomy places the organism in Eukaryota, Metazoa, Arthropoda, Insecta, Diptera, Culicidae.
AUGGCGGAACGGGAUGUCCGCAGGGAUAUGGCGGAACGGGAUGUCCGCAGGAAUAUGGCGGAACAGGAUAUAGAGGAAAUUCCUUCUCAAAAAAUGGAAGCACCUGGAAAGUACGUUCGGGCUCCCGUCAGCCUCGAGGUAGUAAAUAGCGACUAUAAAGAUGAGCAAGACCAGCCGGAGCUCCUAGAGGACACAACUAAGGAUUACGAUACCGACGAAAGCAGCGAUAGAAACGUGUGGACUACUGAGUUGGACACGUCGAAUGAUCCCGUCCAGUUGUUGACCGAAAUUGAAAACACUGAGAACGGAAUCGACGAACCCAACGCGAAUUCAGAUGACAUGAACAAACACCCUGAUGAACCUAGCGGCAGCAAAAAACCCACUAAAACGAGUGAACGUCUCCAAAGAGUGGAAAACGUUCUCGCUGAUCUAACGAAGGCAUUGAGCAUGUUUCAAGGAAACACUAAUGUUCAUAAGGAAACCGAUCAAAAUUGGAGUAGCUCCGUUGCUCUAAACAGGUCAUCCAAUAACGUUGCACCGAGUAUCCGCUGGGACAACAUAAAGCCAUUUCCAAGCGGAGUACCUGCUAACAAGAUGUGGGAAGAGUGGAACCGCUACAUCGAGAACUUCGAGAUCGCGGCCACGCUCAGCAAUGCCAAUGACCCUGUCCGGAGAUCUCAGCUGCUAUUCUUCUCAAUCGGAGAUGAACUACAAGGGAUUAUAAGAGCUGCAAAACUAAGGCCCAGCGUAACGGACGUUGACUGCUAUAAUAAAUUUGUAACGAACAUCAGAAACUAUUUCCAGUCAAUGACUGACUCUGCGGCCGAACACGAAGCUUUCUCGAACUUGAAGCAGGAACGAACCGAGUCCGCGGUUGCAUUCCAUUCCCGCUUGGUGGCUAAAGUUCGGUUAUGUCGAUAUAAUCCCGACGAUCAAGAUAGGUUUGUACGCUCACAACUCCUAAAGGGUUUGAGAAACAAAGAGAUUGUGAAGGCAGCCAGAACAUAUGGACAUGACACGAACUAUAUAGUCCAAGCAGCGACUCGGAAUGAAGCCUUCGAAGCGGAAACACCCGUGAAUGAGCAAUCAGAAGUGUAUGCAGUCAAUCGGCGAAAUCAAAAUUUUUCGAAUCACGGAACGAACAGAAAACGAGGAAGGUCAGAUGAAUGGAAUACUAGAGAACAAGCGAAGCGUUAUCGACACGACCGCCGAGACCUACAGGAACGAGGUCGUCGCGCCCGAUGCUCGAGAUGCUACGGAUUCCAACACAAAAACUAUCCUUGUCCAGCGUUGCAGAGAAAAUGCAACUUUUGCCAUGAACUAGGCCACUUUGCAGUGGCUUGUCGUAAGAAGCAUAUCCGAGAAGUGCGAAUCAAGAGCAAUGGCUCACCCACACGCGAUAAUAUGACGCUUAAUGAGCAGCGCGUAAAUGCUCUCUCUCUUGAAGAUGUGUUGGUAAAUUGUCGCUUAGGAGCAUCCAGACCGAUUGAGUUUUUAAUCGACUCGGGCGCAGACGUGAACGUCAUCGGUGGGUCAGACUGGUCACACUUGAAGCAAGAGUUCGAGUCAGGUCAGGUCAAACUCAAAUGUGUUGAAAAUCCCGGCAUGAUAAACUUACAUGCAUAUGGAUCCCAAUCUUCCUUGAUUGUAGACUGCAUGUUUGAAGCAGAAAUUACUGUGCCAGGAUUCGAGUUGUCAGCCAAAAGGGCGUCCUUCUAUGUCGUUAGGAAAGGGAUUAGAUCGCUGCUCGGCCGAUCUACGGCGAACGAAAUAGGUUUACUGCACGUAAGAACCAAUAUCAAUAACCUAGAUGUACUGAAUAGCCUUACGAAAUUUCCAAAAAUGCCUGGAAAAAAGGUGAAGUUUAGCGUGGAUACAUCCGUGCCACCCGUAAAGAACGCAUAUUAUAACGUCCCUGCAGCAUUUCGGGACGCAGCGAGACGUCGAUUAGCGGAAAUGGAGUCUCGUGGUAUAAUAGAGAAGGUGACCACGGCUCCAAACUGGAUUAGCGGAAUGUCUGCAGUGGGAAAACAUGACUUCCGCCUGUUGGUCAAUAUGAGAGCACCAAAUAAAGCUAUCAAACGGGAGUAUUUCCGUCUUCCUCUAUUAGACGAAAUGAAAGUGAAGCUUCACGGGUCCGCAUACUUCACAAAACUCGACCUAAACAAUGCAUUUUGCCGCCUCGAACUUCACAGCGAAUCACGCGAUCUCACCACAUUCAUCUCUGAGAACGGUAUGUUUCGAUUCACCAGGCUAAUGUUCGGGGUAAAUUGUGCCCCCGAAAUUUUUCAGCGGGAGAUGACUAGGAUACUAGAAGGUGUAGAGAACAUUAUCGUUUACAUAGACGACGUCCUAGUCUUCGCAAAGACCCUAGAGGAAUUACGGAAAACCGUUACCCGAGUUCUGAAAAUUUUCAAAACAAACAACCUGACGUUGAAUGCCAAAAAGUGUGAGUUUGAUAGAACCGCAAUCAAAUUUCUUGGUCACGAGCUCGACAAAGAGGGAUUCCACGUGGACGAAGAAAAGAUAAAGAGCAUUCGGAAUUUUCGUGAACCCACAACCGUAUCAGAGUUGCGGAGUUUCUUAGGUUUGGCAUCGUACAUCAGCCCACAUGUGCAGAAUUUCGCUGAUAUCACUAGCCCAUUGUGGACGAUUAUCACUACAAAAUCAUGGUCAUGGGGCCCUCCACAGAGUCAUGCUUUCAGGGUAGUCAAAGAGCGAAUUGCUAACUGUUGCGUGUCGUUAGGAUAUUUUUGCGAAGAGGACAAAACGAUUGUGUAUACAGAUGCUUCACCGAUCGCAUCGGGGGCUGUCCUAGUACAGGAGGACAAGCAUGGUUCGACGAGAAUUAUAAGCUUUGCUUCCAAAUCGUUGACGGCAACUGAAAGGAGAUACGCCCAAAAUCAGCGCGAAGCCCUCGGAGCGGUUUGGGCAGUGGAGCACUAUUCAUAUUUUCUGCUUGGGAGACAGUUUAUAUUACGCACGGAUGCACAAGGAGUAGCGUUCAUACUGAACCGAGCACGGGAAGAAUCGAAGAGAGCCUUAACACGAGCCGAUGGUUGGGCCUUGAGACUGAGCCCUUACAGCUACAACGUAGAAUACAUUCGAGGUGUUGAUAACAUCGCAGAUUCUCCCUCACGCUUGUAUGAUGGAAAUGAUGAACCAUUCAACGACGAUUCUAGCCCUUGGGAAAUUGCCACACUGGAAGCAAAUUCGGCUGCAUUAAUUGCUGACAAUGAAAUCAAAACUGCUACUUUACAGGACCAAUGCCUACAAGAAUUCAUGGUUGCACUAGAUACAGGAGAAUGGCCACGCCAUUUACGGAAAUACCAGGCGCUUGAGAAUGUAUUAACAGUUCGUGAUGGCAUGCUGGUGAAAACCGGAUGCGUGGUGAUACCGGAAGCUCUACGCAACAGGACAUUGGAAGUAGCCCACAUCGGACAUCCUUCAACAGCAAAGCUCAAAAGCAUUUUGAGACAGCGAGUUUGGUGGCCCGGAAUGCCAAAGGACGCAGAAAAAUGGGUGGAAUCUUGUGCCACUUGUGCAGUCAACGGGGUUCCUGAAAGACCAACUCCAAUGCAACAUAUUGCAGUCCCAAAAGCAGUAUGGGAAACAAUUGCAUUAGAUUUCAACGGACCUUACAUAAAAUUUGGCGGAAUUUCCAUACUCGUAAUUGUUGACUAUAGGUCAAGGUUCCUGAUCGCUCGUCCUGUAAAGUCAACAAGCUUCGAGCACACGAGGAAGGUCUUGGAGGAUGUCUUCGAAUGGCAAGGUCUGCCAAAAUUCAUAAAAACAGACAAUGGCCCUCCGUUUAACGGCGCGGAGUACAGGCAAUAUUGUGCAGAACACAGCAUCAUUCCCAUUUUCUCUACACCCCUAUUUCCACAACAGAACGGACUUGUGGAAAGCUAUAUGAAGCUUAUAAACAAAGCUAUGGUAAAUGCUUCGAUGAACAAAACUAGUUACGUAAAAGAGUUACGGGAAGCGAUCCACGCACAUAAUGCUGCUACUCACAGUGUGACACAAGUAGCCCCUGAAGAAGUUAUGUCAGGAAGAAAAAUAAAGCGGGGACUACCGCUGUUAAAUUUUGAAAAAGUUUAUAUCGACGACGAAGUUUUUAAUAAAAGAGAUCAAGAGGCUAAAAUGAAAGGAAAAAUACGCGAGGAUAACCGACGGGGCGCACGACAAUGUAGAGUGAAACCCGGCGAUACAGUACUAAUCGAACGACAUACACGCGGAAAAGGCGAAUCUCGGUUUUCUUCAGAAAAAUAUAUCGUUACUGAGGAGAACAACGGCAACCUCACGCUCAAUGACGAAAACGGACAUGCAGUGAAACGUCACAUCUCUCAAACCAGGAAGGUUUCCAAAUGGCGAAAACCUGAAGCACCACUUGCGGUCAAGAAUCUCCCUGGGAAACAUCCCAUACAACAAGAAUCAUCACCCUCUCGGAAAGCACGGGAAAGAAGAACUCCAGCACAUUUUAAUGACUUCGUUCAGUCAGUUGACACCGAUUAG